AUGACUGCCGAUACAACCACCACAAGUUACUGGAUGAACUGGAGGGUCUUGAUUUGCACAAUAUUGGUCUUAAUUUCAUUGUUUCUUGCAUCCAUUCUCAUCUCAAAAUAUGAAGGCCCGCGCAAAUUGAAACAUGGAAGCAGAGAAACUCGGCAGGAACCAGCAGGACUAUUGUAUGAAGAUGAAGUUUGGAGGCCUUCUGUGAGAGGAAUACAUCCAGCUUGGCUGCUGGCAUUCCGGGUUGUCGCUUUCAUUGUGCUUUUGUUAAUGCUGGCCCUGAAUGUUGCAGUUGAUGGAGGUGGCAUUUUUUACUUCUAUACACAAUGGACUUUUGUGUUAAUAACCAUCUAUUUUGGGCUCGGAUCUUUGCUGUCCAUGUAUGGAUGUUACCAAUAUCACAAUAAAGUUGGUGGUGCUAGAAUUGAUCAUGAGGAGUUUGAUGCUGAGCAAGGCACUUCUGGGGCACCUAGAGAUGCAGAAAAUUCUAACAUGUCCAACGUUGUGAAAAGCUUGGGCCCCAAUGAGGAACGCCCUGUUCGCCAAAUUGCAGGCUUCUGGGGUUACGCUUUUCAAAUAAUUUUCCAGGUUAAUCUCCUAAAGCAAUGA
Molecule: messenger RNA, 606 nt
Organism: Ilex paraguariensis (yerba mate)
Lineage: Eukaryota; Viridiplantae; Streptophyta; Magnoliopsida; Aquifoliales; Aquifoliaceae
Source: the annotation of a GenBank genome assembly